Amblyraja radiata (thorny skate) is the source of this 743-nucleotide messenger RNA. Its product is annotated as mitochondrial intermembrane space import and assembly protein 40. The record is from RefSeq and is a predicted model, not a curated record. Gene Ontology annotation, biological process: protein import into mitochondrial intermembrane space. Gene Ontology annotation, cellular component: mitochondrial intermembrane space. The transcript has 3 exons. Lineage: Eukaryota; Metazoa; Chordata; Chondrichthyes; Rajiformes; Rajidae. Gene Ontology annotation, molecular function: protein-disulfide reductase activity. Bases 48 to 470 code for a protein of 140 amino acids.
GCGCGUGGGGUGGGAGGUCGCGGCGCGUGUGCGCGCACGGAGGAGAAAUGUCCCACUGCCGGCAGCAGGGCAAAGACAGGAUCAUCUUCGUCACCAAAGAAGAUCAUGAGGCGCCCAGCAGUGCUGAGUUGAUAACGGAUGACCCCAAUGACCCCUACGAGGAUCAGGGUCUGAUCUUGCCGAACGGUGACAUCAACUGGAACUGCCCGUGCCUGGGGGGGAUGGCGAGUGGGCCGUGCGGGGAGCAGUUCAAGUCCGCCUUUUCCUGCUUCCACCACAGCAUGGAGGAGGUGAAGGGCUCGGAAUGCCUGGACCAGUUCCGCACCAUGCAGGAGUGCAUGCAGCGAUACCCCGACCUCUACCCUCAGGAUGAAGAGGGCGAGGGGCAAGACCGGGCAGAUCAGGAGCCGCUGAGUGACCUCCCACCGCAAGAUGCACCCCUCGCCCAGACUCAGGGAUCCAGCUCAUAGGUGGGGUGGGGAGGGGAGGGCUCCUUGGUUUUUCUCCUCCUUCCCCCCCCCCCCCCCCCCCCUCCUCCACCUGCUCCUCAGCCCAGCCACACCUCAGCAGCACAGCCUUGGCUUUCGUUGUAGGGGUCAUGAGGGCUUCCCCUGUGUAGAAACACAGAACUACAGAUGCUGGUUAAUACACAAAGUGCUGAAGUAACUCGGCGGGUCAGGCAGCAUGUCUGGAGAAUGUAGAUAGGUGAUGUUUUGGAUGGUGGCCAUGAAAUCAGUCUGAAG